AUGCAUUUCAAGAACUCCGUCCUUCUUGCGACGGCCCUGACCGCUGGGUCCGCUGUCGCUCGUCUUCACGGCCACGACCGCCGUCACGCCCACCCCAAGGUCGACGAUGUCGAGAUCCCUGCCGCUCCCGCUACCACUGACGGUCCCAAGGCCGAUGUCGAUGUCGAGAAGCGUGGCGAUGACAUGGUCUAUGCUACCAUUGAUGGUGUCCUGCAGUCCUGGAUCAACAACUGGUUCGGCGAGGUCUCUGAGUCCACUUCCACCUCCACCUCUACUUCUACUUCUACCUCCUCCACCAUCACUCCUACCUCGACUGUGACUCCUGUUCCGACCUCUGGCUCCGGCUCCGGCUCCAGCUCCGGUUCCAGCUCGGGUGGCACUUGGUACAACACUCCUUCCAACGGCCAGUAUAACAAGGCCGCUUUUGGUGGGGCCCAUGAUACCAAGGGUAAAGUCACUGGCGACAAGGACUGGGACUACAUCGGCAACGUCGGUAGCCCCUGGGGUAGCAACAUCGCCUUGGUUGACGAGGCUGAUGCCAGCUCGUACAAGCACGUCAUUCGUUUCGAGGGCGCCCACGACGAACCUUUCAACGUCCUCUUCUGGAACACGUAUGGCCCUGAUGGCAAGAUGGACGGUUUCUGGAGUCCCAACGCUGCUCUGCAGUUUUCCCUUCCCAAGGGAGCUGUCAAGUACGUCGCCAUCGAUGACAACUCUCAGGGUGGUUGGGCUGCCUCUCAGGGUAAAAUCCCCACAACCAACUUCGGCCAGUAUGCCUCCACCUGGGGUGAAUUCGACAUGAGCAGCGAGAAGAACGACGGCUAUUCCGGCUAUGACGUUUCCUGCAUCAUUGCUCAGCUUAACGAUCUCGAUAUUCUGGGCAUGCGUAUCUGUGACCACGCUGGAGAUGACUGCUCCUACAUCGGCAGUGGUCUGCUUGGUGGCCUCCUCAACGCCUACACCUCCGCCGACCAGGGUAACGAUCACCUCGCCGUCUCGAAGAAUCCUGGCCCCGUUCGUCUGGUUGUCGACCUCGACUACGCCACUUAA
Penicillium cosmopolitanum is the source of this 1050-nucleotide messenger RNA. It is a transcript of the gene aspf4, whose product is annotated as allergen Asp F4. Lineage: Eukaryota; Fungi; Ascomycota; Eurotiomycetes; Eurotiales; Aspergillaceae. The coding region runs from base 1 to 1050 and encodes 349 amino acids. Gene Ontology annotation, molecular function: IgE binding. The transcript is spliced from 2 exons. The record is from RefSeq and is a predicted model, not a curated record. Gene Ontology annotation, cellular component: extracellular region.